ACACAUAAUGAAAGAGUCAAAUUUUCAUUCUCUCUUUUCUCUUUUUCUCUUCAGUUUUCACAUCAUCACAUUCACAUACCCACAUUACAUUAAUUUUCCUAUGAUAAUAAAAACAAAAAAUAGUUAUUAGACUUAGGUCCUUCUUCUAUCUCUCAUUCUAUAAUCGAUAGCCUUCAAAUCAAAUUCAACCGUUGAAUUAAACACAACUUUGUGAUUCUCACCCAUAAAAAAAAACUUUUUUGUAGUGAAACAUAUUUAUCUUCUAGAAAUUUACAUGUUCCAUUUUGUUCUGUUUUUUCUCUGUUCUGUUUCAUGGCUGCAAGUAAUAAUUCAAAACAGGUUUUCAAAGACAACAACAAUGGAAACCUUGAAACUACAAGAAGUGAAAUUAAGGCUGCCAUAGCAAAAGCAGUGGAAUUAAGAGCUCUUCAUGCUGCUUUGAUACGAGGAAAUAGCUCAGCAAAUGCUAAAUUCAAAUCUCCUUCCCCUGUUUCACGCUCUGUUUCUCAGUUCUCUGCUCAUGAUUACCCUGUUUUCACACCUAGCUAUGAAUAUGAUCCAAAUCUGGGGUACAGUCAAAACCACAUGAAAAGCCUAACAAUAUCAGAAAGUUGGGAUGAAGGAGAAUCAGGAAACAGCAUAGAAACAAGCACUGUAAAAGAUUACAAGGACAAAUCAAGUUCAAGAAAAGGGAUAUGUCCUUCUGAUGACACCAAAUCUGUAACUGGUUCAUGUGCAAAUCACAUCCCUGUUCUUCAAACAUCACCUACCAAUGACUACAACAAGUGUAAGAGAAGAAACAGUUUAGAGGAUUAUAAAUCAGUGUCUUCCUGCAAUACUUGCAACCCUGCUAUCAUUACUAGUGAAUUGGAGAGUGCAAGGAACAGCAAGAGCUCCAAUAUUAUUGUUGUUCCGGUCACCGAUUCUCACUCGUCUUUUCAAUCCGAAACCAAAAGCAAAGGUAUGAUUUCGUGGUUGUUUCCUCGGCUAAAGAGGAAGCAUAAGAAUGAGAGUUCACCGAAUAGAGCAGAAUCUGAGGAUGUUUCUCAGGUUCUCAAGGACUUGGGAAUAAUGUCCAUUGAGACAUUGAAAAAAGAGGUGAUUGAAGCGAACGGGAAUAGAGACGCAGCCUUAAUGGAAGUUUCAGAGAUGAGAUCUUCAUUGGGGGAGCUGAGACAAAAGAUGGAGUAUUUAGAGAGUUACUGUGAAGAGCUGAAGAAAGCUUUGAAGCAAACCAUGCAGGCAAAGGAUUCACAACUUCUUGAAGAGCUUAAGCUUAGUAAUCUUCCUCAGAGAGGAAAAUCAAUAGAUGGAAAUGUUGAAAAUUCACUGCCUGUGAAUGAAGAAGUAAUGAUAGAGGGAUUCUUGCAGAUAGUAUCAGAGUCAAGAUUAUCAGUGAAGCAGUUCUGUAAGACCCUUAUAAACCAAAUCAAAGAAACCGAUCAUUCUUUGACUGAAAAUUUGAACUUGCUUCUCCAACCAUAUAAACUGUCUCUAAAUUCCAAGUACUCAAAGGCAGUUCUAUACCAUUUUGAAGCUUUCAUUAAUCAGUCUCUCUACCAAAACUUCGAGAAUUGUGUGUUCCAAAAGAACGGUUGCCCGAAAUUCAUAGACCAGCAGGAAGAUCGCCAAGCGAAAUUCUCGUCAUUCGUUGCCCUUAGGAAUUUGAGCUGGAAUGAAGUACUGAGAAAGGGAACAAAAUAUUACAGUGAAGAGUUUAGCAAGUUCUGUGAUCAGAAAAUGAGUUGUAUUACCACUAGUCUGAACUGGACAAGGCCUUGGCCUGAGCAGCUUCUUCAAGCUUUCUUCGUGGCUGCAAAGUGCAUGUGGUUGCUACAUUUGCUUGCAUUUUCUUUCAAUCCACCGCUGCGAGUUUUAAGGGUUGAAGAGAAUAGAACCUUCGAUCCUCGCUACAUGGAAGAUAUGAGUCCAAGGUCACAAGGUCCAAGCAAAGUUAAGAUCAUGGUGAUCCCUGGGUUUUAUGUUAAGGAUAGGAUCUUGAAGUGUAAAGUUCUUUGCAGGUACAAAUCUACAGCCUAAAUAAAACUAGGAAGUAAGUUUUAUUUCACUGUUCAUUAUUUUUUGGUUUUUGUAGCCCUGUAGUCUUGAAGCCGGUAAGAAGCCGAACAUAUGUGAUAUUUAAUAUUCGUUCAAAUUAGUUUAAUCUGCUGCAAACUCAAUUUUGGAUGCUAGUCACUAAGUAGAUGAAGAUUCAGAAGUGUUACUGAUAAUUAGCAAAAUAAUUUUUUUUCUUACGAGUACUUCAAACCACAUACUCAUGUUCUUAAAUUUGGAUAAUUUGAGAGAAUGUAUAUUCAAAUGCAGAUAAAUGCAGCAUCUUCGAGUUUUAAGUCUAUCUCGUGAAGCUGAUUUCAUAUGUGGUUGUUGUCAUAAUUCUAUCUCUCAAAUACAAUCCGCAAAAGAUGAAGGACAACAAAUUAAACCCUCUUGUUUAUAAUACUUUAUGAGACGUAAGUAGCAAUGAUUAAGUGAAACAUACCACUAAUUAUCUUGGUGUGGUGUUGUC
This is a messenger RNA of Cicer arietinum (chickpea), 2527 nucleotides long. Its product is annotated as IRK-interacting protein. The record is from RefSeq and is a predicted model, not a curated record. Lineage: Eukaryota; Viridiplantae; Streptophyta; Magnoliopsida; Fabales; Fabaceae.